Messenger RNA from Cyprinus carpio (common carp), 2679 nucleotides. RefSeq names its product Golgi phosphoprotein 3-like. NCBI's taxonomy places the organism in Eukaryota, Metazoa, Chordata, Actinopteri, Cypriniformes, Cyprinidae. The record is from RefSeq and is a predicted model, not a curated record. Gene Ontology annotation, biological process: Golgi organization; Golgi vesicle budding; retrograde vesicle-mediated transport, Golgi to endoplasmic reticulum. Gene Ontology annotation, cellular component: Golgi cisterna; cytosol; trans-Golgi network. Gene Ontology annotation, molecular function: phosphatidylinositol-4-phosphate binding.
GACGUCCCGGAUGCAUGUAAACAUCCACGUCAACAGAAAGUGUAUUAAUGAAACACUUCUAAGGUCACGGAAUAGCGCAAAUAUAGAUUUUACCGGCUCUGGCGGAUGUAUAAUUAAAUGACUUAAACACGGUGGUGUUUUUAGGUUUGUGCAAACAAUGGCUUCCCUAACGCAGAGAAACUCGGGCCUGGUGCAGAGACGGACCGAGGCCUCGCGUAGCGCCGCCGCCGCGGAUAAGGAGAAAAGCCCGGGCGAGGAUGAGUACGAGUCCCGCCGCGGAGAAGAGGACGACGACGACCAGGGAGACGCUAAAGAAACGCGUCUGACUUUGAUGGAAGAGGUGCUGCUGCUCGGACUGAAGGACAGAGAGGGUUACACAUCAUUCUGGAAUGAUUGCAUAUCAUCUGGACUGAGAGGGUGUAUGCUUAUUGAACUGGCCAUAAGAGGACGCCUGCAACUGGAGGCAUCUGGAAUGAGGAGGAAAAGCCUGCUAACCAGAAAGGUGAUUUGUAAAUCUGAUGCCCCCACUGGAGAUAUGUUGCUAGACGAGGCUUUGAAACAUGUUAAAGAGACUCAGCCUCCAGAGACAGUCCAGAGCUGGAUUGAGUUGUUAAGUGGUGAAACCUGGAAUCCGUUGAAGCUGCAUUACCAGUUGCGAAACGUGCGAGAGCGCUUGGCUAAGAACUUGGUGGAGAAGGGCGUCCUCACCACAGAGAAGCAAAACUUCCUGCUUUUUGACAUGACCACCCACCCGCUCACCAACAACACCAUCAAGCAGCGGCUGGUGCGCAAGGUCCAGGAGGCCGUCCUGGAGAAAUGGGUCAACGAUCCCCAGCGGAUGGAUAAGCGUGUACUGGCACUGCUGUUCCUGGCACAUUCCUCUGAUGUUCUAGAGAACGCCUUCGCUCCUCUGCUGGACGACCAGUACGAUCUGGCCAUGAAGAGGGUGCGGAUGCUUCUGGAUCUCGAGCCCGAGGCUGAAGCUGCUAAGUCAGGCGCCAAUGAGCUGCUGUGGGCGGUGGUGGCCGCUUUCACCAAAUGAACCUCCAGACUAGAGAGAAAGGGACUCAACUUUGUGCUCAUGGCAUGGGACUGGCCCCAAGCUUGGUUGAUUCGGACUUAUAUUGGUGAUGGUGAUGAUGGAAAUGCAAAUAAUGAAGGAGAAGAUGCUGAUGAUGACGAUACUUGGAAAGGGACAGCUUUUUCUCAUUGUCACAGAUCUGUCUCUGACCUUCACAAAGGUGUUGCCCUGUCAACUUCAAAUGGCCAAUAGUUGCUACAUGAUUGCAAUUCACUGUGAGGUUUCUUGUAGUCCAUGCACUUAGAUCAUGAAGUUCAUGUAAGAACAAAAAUGAGCGCAUUGAAGGGAGGUGGUUUGCAAAGGGUCUGUACUUAACUAGGCCAUGACUAACAAUAAUCCAGAUCCUGGUAUAGUUCUACAGUCAUUUCAAACGCCAUGUGUCUUUGAAUAAGGAGCCACUUCUUCCGAACACACAGGUUUGAUGAUCCUUGUCAUGUGUUUCGGUUGCAUUUGCAUACUCAGCAGGAAAUAUUCCAUUAGUUUCUGCUACCUGAAAUGGGUCCUGAGUUGAAAGAAAAUAAACCAAUUCACAUUUCAAAAGACUGAAACGCAAGCAUACGUUUUUCUCCGGUGCUUUGAAGAUACAUGACCCUGCUUCCUUGCAAAUCUUCUUUCCAGAAAUCCACUCUUUCUGAAUGCUCAAAGAAUAAAAUGUUCUAAUGCGAGCUAAUAUUUUUGUUUUUUUUGCUUGGUGAUUCAUAUCGGCCUGUGUAUAAAGUGUAUCUAACUUGAUAGCGAUUGUUAUAUUACUCACUGCCUUUUUGUUCUGCGUUCGGCUUAUCAAAUCUAAUUCAUAUCUCCAAUACGAGAUCAACAGUUCAUUCUGUCAAUGAAUGGUUGAGUUUUAUACUAUAAUGCACCACAAACCAGGUCAAGGAAGCAUUGAGCUCACACUCUCAGAAAAAAAAGGUACAAAACCUGUCACUGGGGCGGUACCUUCUCAAAAGGUACACUUUUGUACGUUUUAGAUACUAAUAUUUGCCUUUAAGGUACCAAUAUGGACUCGUUAGGUACAAAGGUGUGCCUUUUGAAAAGUUAACAUCCCAGUGACAACUUUUGUACCUUUUUUUUCUGAGAGUGCACAAAUACAACAUAAAUCAAACAUCUGGGUUUAAGUUGCCUCAUAACUUUCAUUAAUUUCAUACAAAUAGCCAGUCAAACACUACAGGAGCCCCAACUUCAAGAAAGGCAUUCAUUCCCGAGGCCUUUUCACAGUGAUCACUGCAUUGAUGUAACUUUCUUGUCAUAUAUAUGGUUUUGUUCAUGCCAUAAUCUCUCUUGCUAUGUUUCCAAUUUUUAUACUGUUCUUAAUAAUUUUUAUUUUGUUCCUUGCUAUAGCUGUUACCACUAUAUUUCAGAGUCGUUUGUCAUGUUUUUGGUGUCUCUUGACCUGAAAGUGAAGAGGUAAAGCACAGGAUAGGGAUACACCCUUCCUGUGUACGCAAGCAGGUUUGACAUGAUGAUUUACUGUUAGUAAACAAUACGUAAUGAGCUGUAAAAGUAGAGAUGGUGUGAAACGGAUUCCCUGAUUUGUACAUCUGCUUUGUAUCAUAUAAUAAAGUAAUAUCUUUAAGUGCCUGGGAGGUAUAUGAAUAUUA